This is a messenger RNA of Micromonas pusilla CCMP1545, 1065 nucleotides long. RefSeq lists its product as uncharacterized. The transcript has 2 exons. Gene Ontology annotation, molecular function: protein binding; G-quadruplex RNA binding. Gene Ontology annotation, cellular component: NSL complex; MLL1 complex; Ino80 complex. The record is from RefSeq and is a predicted model, not a curated record. NCBI's taxonomy places the organism in Eukaryota, Viridiplantae, Chlorophyta, Mamiellophyceae, Mamiellales, Mamiellaceae. Bases 1 to 1065 code for a protein of 354 amino acids. Gene Ontology annotation, biological process: positive regulation of transcription by RNA polymerase II.
AUGACGGACGCGGCGGCGGCGGUGGCGUCCACCGCGGCGCCCGCGCCCGCGGCGGCGCCCGCGGCGAACGACGCCGCGCCCGCGCCCGUCCUCGGCGCGAAGCUCGACGACUUCCCGGUCGGGGACGACUUCCUGCUGCGCGAGGCGGUCGAGGCUGGCGCGGCGCUGGGGGCGAUCGCGCGCGGGAUCCUCCCGUUCUCGCGGCCGUACACGCGCGAGGAGAUCACCGCGCGAUGGAGAGCGCUUCUGUACGACCCGAACGUCGCGCGACCCGCGGCGAAGCGGAUGGCGCGGUACAUCGUGGAUGCGAGCCCGAAGGUGGCGCCGCUGCCGGUGGGGCCCGACUUCGCGCGCGCCUUCGCGGCGAGAAAAAAAAAGGCGGCGGCGGCGGCGGCGGCGGCGGAGGCGGAGGCGGAGUCAGUGCCCGCGGACGGCGGCGGCGGCGACGCGAUGGCGAUGAACGGCGAGGACGGCGGCGGUAAUGGCGACGACGACGUGGACGAACACCUGGGCUACAUCGGGCUGGACGCGCCGCCGUCUUUCGCGGAGGCGGAGGCGUGCGUGCUCGAUCUUCCCGCGUUGCCGGCGUUCGCGCAGGUGGACGCGGAUGAACGUAAGCGCGCGAAAACGGCGCUCGCGCGCGCGUUACACAAAAUUCGGAAGCUGGAAGCGUCCGCGCAGGCGGCGACCGCGCGCGCGGCGACCGCGAAGGGCGCCCUAGGGGUGUUACAAGGCGCCAACGCGACGUUUCUUCUGACCAAACGCGAGACGAUCAUCGGACGAUCCACGGAUGAUCAGAAAGUCGACGUCGACCUCGCGGAGGAGGGCAACGCGAGCAAGGUGAGCCGCCAACAGGCGUUCAUUCGGUUGCGGUAUAACGGCGAGUUCGUGUUGAGAAACGUGGGGAGACGGCCGGUGUGGGUGAACGCGACGGGCGUGGAGAGCGGGCACCGAUGCGCCCUCGCGCCGCACUCCCUGAUCGAAGUGGGAGGGAUGCGGCUUUUAUUUUUGCCGAAUCCGACGCUCGUGCGCAAGCAAGAGCCCGAGCCCGUCGCGUUCUUGUGA